This is a messenger RNA of Arabidopsis thaliana (thale cress), 1094 nucleotides long. RefSeq lists its product as uncharacterized. The record is from RefSeq and is marked reviewed. The coding region runs from base 191 to 427 and encodes 78 amino acids. The transcript has a single exon. Lineage: Eukaryota; Viridiplantae; Streptophyta; Magnoliopsida; Brassicales; Brassicaceae.
UUUCUUUUUAUAUUUCCUGCCUAAUCAAUCUAGCGGCUCCCACAGAAAAUUACUCUCCUCCAUACCAAUCUUUCUUUAUUUUUUGCAUCUCUAUCUGUCACACACCAAUUCUUAUUUUAUGUAUAUAUAUUGACGCAUACAUCUCCAAAUUAAUCAAUAGCUUAUCUAGUUCUUGACUGUUCAACGAUCAAUGGCACCAUCCGCUGCAAUGCUCAUACUCUCACAUCCUCUAGUUAGCCACAAAGCUAAGAAUCAGUCUCUGUCAUCGCCGUCGUCUGUUAAGUCGACACGUGUCUUCGGUUUUCUUUGGCCUUGGAAGGCAUUAGACAAUGAGGAUCAUUCCGCGGUUGUUCUCGGCCGGCUCUUUGGCGAUCCGGCUACUAUCGAGAAGCGCUUCCAAGAAGCUCUUGAACAAAGCUGUUGGUAAUUUGUACAAUGUUUGGUUGGGUUUAUUGAUUGUUUUUACGUUAAAAUAGCUUUUAUAAAUUGGAAAUGGAAGUACUGUAAAAUGUAAAAAUUGACUAUAUAUAAUUAAAGGUACAUUAUGUGAAAUCAAAAGACAAAUAUCCGGAUCAUGAUUUUUUAUUUUUUUAAUGUAAUGUUAAAUUAGAUUCAAAAGAAAAUUAACGUUUUUACAGCAAGUGCAACGUAAGUUAUAUCAGAGGUAAAAUGAAAGCUGAGAUUAACAUUGUAAUGAAAACUUAGAGGAUUAAAAGCCGACUUUGGAGCCAGCAUUGGGAGCCAGCAUUGGAAGCUAGCAUCAUAGCGCCGGUCCUUUUGUCUUAGGAUUGUAGUGAUCCUGUUUCUUAUUAUCAUGAUUCAUGUAUCUGCAUAAUGAUUAAAUGUAGCUUUAGGAAUGGUUAAGACUCCUUUCAUUAGCUACUUUAUUAAGGCAACCAAGCAACAAAAACACCAAUAGAUGAGGAAAAUAGAGAGCAUGUGAAGGCAACAUCCAAACCCAAUAUAUAGAGUUGAAAAACAGAUUCACUAUUAAGUAAUCAAAGACUAGAAUGGAAAACAAACAUCAAAAUCUAAAAGAAUAUAAUAGAUAAUAAUUAGUGAGCUCAUGUUGAUUAUAGGGAAAUAAGCGUUUG